ACUGUCGAUGUAGUUCAUUGUCACGCACGUGCUCUCUAUCUCUGUCAUUUGUGCAUCGUUUGUACACAAUGCCGAAAAUCAUUCGUCGGUGAACACUCAACGAGUUGUUUCUGUGUUUUUUACUUGGAAGUAAGAAGCAUCGAUUUGUUUUUAGUUGAAACUUAAUUUAUUCACUCGAAGUUAGUUAAUUUAUUGGGAGCAGUAAAACUGCCGAAGAAAAGACUGAGCGGUAAAUUUUUAAGGUUAGAUAGAGUUAAUGAUGUCGAACAUCGAAGUGAUGUAUGAAGAUGAUUUGUCGUUGGCCAGGAAUAUUUCCGUGUAUAAUCGAGACAAAGAUGUAUUUGGUGUGGCGGUCGAACGUUUUGAUCAGAAUGCGUUGCGCGCGUAUAUUGUGUUGAUGUCGGAUUUUAAGCAACAGCAGAAUGAGAUACCACCCGAUUUGUUGGCGUUGAUUGCACCGGAUCGAUUUUUUCGAAAGUUGAACGAUUCCACAAAGCUGUUGGACGAUGAAAAACACUUGAGUAAGUAUUUGGUUGAUGCAUUUCAAGUGAUGGCCACCGCUACCAAGUGCAUAGAAACGGAUCAAUUCUACAAGAAUUAUCAUGCGGCACUACAAACGGCAUUGAAAGAUGAACAUGCCAAUGUGAUAUCAGUUUAUUUACAAAUUUUACAUCGAUUUGAUCGAGUUUUUCACACUGAAACACCGGUCGAAAUUCUAAAAACCGUGGUAGAUGCGGUACAUGGCCCAAUUACCGAUAUGAAACUGUUGAACGAAGCAUUGUUACUCAUCGAAUCGAAUGUGGUGAAACGACAUAACCUCGAUGUCAAAUCUCUGGCUAAUGAACAACUGUUGAAUUUUAUGUGGCACAAUCUGUGCUCAUCGAAAGUGGCCAAGCAUCAAUGUAACAUUUGCUACACCAUCAUUUCGCAAUUGAUUAAAGUGUAUCUCAACGAGUGUCAAUCAAAUGAAACAUUUCGUGAACAGUUUUUAACCGGCGAUUUAUGGCAUUUCAUUCGGGCUGCCAUCGAAUCCAAAGAGAUGAUUCGACGCAAACAGGCCAUUUAUAUAUUGCAAAAUAUUUUGGAAUCCAAUGAAAAUGAAGUGAUGAGCACCGAUGAAUGCAACAAUGAAACGCCCGUCGAUUUGCAAACCGUUUGGAAGAAUUAUUUUGCCGUGCUGGAGAGUUUGCUGGAAAUUCAAUGUCAUUUGAUUUUAUCAUGUUUGGAUCAAUAUCUUGAUGUGAUUGUCAAACAUUUACCACCAUUUUGGUAUUCGAUUGUUUUUGCACUGGUACUGAAGCAUCACAACAACGUUGUUAUUCAUUAUGGCAUUGAAUUCAUUCUGCGAAAUGGCAUCUCAUUGCAACAUGACAGCCAUUUAAUGAAUGGAUUCUAUCAGGCGCUGAACAACACCUAUUUGCAUUCGGAGGCGAAAAUUUCGGAACAAAAUUUGGCCAAAUAUUUCCAAGAUUCGGAUAUGAAUCAUACACUUGAUAUUAUGAUGUUGAUUUGUUGGCAACCUGUGCCACUGUGGACGGUAAUUAAAUCGAUUGACGUUUAUGUUGAACAGAACAAAGGGAAUGGCUUCCAAAUUGGUUUAUUGCUGGAAUUUCUAAAGCGAUCGGUGCGUGUUAUCAAGAGCAUGCCCGAAGUAGAUGACAUAACGGUACGAAUUUUGCAAAAUAUUGGCAUCAAUAAAUUCACAUUGGAACAAGUGCUUGCGGUAUACGAUGUUAUUCCACGCGUUGAAAUACUGGAUGCAUUCAAACAACCGUUGGAUUUGCAGCAAUUUGAAAUGAACUUCAUUCAAUUGAAUCACAUUUCCAUCGAAACGAAAAUUAAUUACUUCCAACGUGCCGUACCCAACAACAAGGAUCAAUCGAAGCUGCUGGAUGAAUUUUAUGAGAAAAACCGCACAAUGUUCCACUAUUUUCCGCAUUAUGAAUAUCUACUGUUUAAUAAUCUAUGCGUUGAAAAAUCAUUGAAAGACGCUUUGUUUGUCAUCAAACCACGCAUUUACAAUUUGAUGAAACCACAUGGCAAUAUUACAUUGGAUGCACUCAAUUUUACGGCGUCGUUGCUCAAAUUCAUUGUCGAUAAGUUUGCCAGCGACCGUAAUGAUCCAACUACAUUUGAAUUCAUCAAUAGAACAUUGAUCAAUUUCUAUGAAGUCCUUCGAAAGAAAGCGUACGUUGACAACAAUUUGAGCACACUGCAGGAAUUCAAAGCACGACUUACCACGAUCAGCAUGAAGAUGACCAAAUGCGGAGAACUUUAUCCAAAUAAAUUCGCCGUGUUGGGCGUUUUGGCCGACGCCAUCAUGCUAGAGGAUGUGGAUAUCGAUUUGAGCCGCUUCGAUCCGGACGAUGAAAACGAUGUGCAAAACAUUCAAGGACUCUAUGAUUGUUUCAUCGAUAAGAGCUAUGAGUUCAAAUUGUCGCACCAAGCCAAUGUGAUACACAAAAUUUUGAAAAAUUUCCAAAAUUUGGAGCUAGACAUGUGGAAGGCAUACCGGAUUUUAUUGGCUGGAAAAGCUGAUGUUAGUUGCAUUUUUGAGCAAACACAUCCAUAUUGCGUGAAGAAAAUCGAUGAAAUCCUUGGUGAUGCUCUUAUUUAUGGAAAUGAGCUCAAGGGCGAAGAAAAGCAAGCAUAUGAGUUUGUGUCGUCAAAAUCGAGCUCCAACACAUACACUCAGAAGGUUCGUUUGACUGCAAUGCGCGCAAUUGCCAGCAAAAAUGAUGUGGAGCAAAUUCGAAAUCUGAAAAAUUUGCUGUUUACUAAAAAUGGUGAAAUCUAUCGAGUUCGAUAUUAUACAAAUUCUCAUCAUCAUUCGAUGAAGCUGCGAAUCACACAGGCAUUAGCAUUUUUAUUCCGUUUGGAUCCAGAAUGGGACGCUCGUAUGCUGAAAAUCGUUUUGGAAGAGGCAAAUCAAACAAAUGUAACCCAUAUCAACGAGCUCAUCAUUGCCCAUACCAUUGAGCCAUCGCAAAUGCUGCAGAUUAUUGAAAAAAUUGAUGGCAACAAAGGAAUGCAGUCAAUGUUCAUGAUAAUUUACUACGUUUGCUCAAAACAACCCAACAACAUACAAUUUGCAAGAGAAUGUAUCGAAUUCCUCAUCAAAUAUAUCUUCGUGAAGCAAAUCAUUGUACGAACAUCCGCACAAAUCGUGUUGAUUAACCUGUGUGAGAAAUUCGAUUUGACGACCGACUUCAAAAUUCUGUACGACAGCACAAAAAUUGCACAUGAAGUAAAAGUGAGUCGGGCUCUUAAGUUUUCGUACGCCUAUCGAUAUCGAUUUGAACAAAUCGAUGCAUCGCGAAUGCUUCACACCAUGUAUACGUUGCGUGAAAUUCCACGAAUCACCAACAUGUUCUCCGAUGAAUAUUACAAGCAUGAGAUUUAUGAUCCAGAUGAUUCCAAAUUGAUCAUUCAUAUCGAUGAAGAUGAAACUAUCGCGGCGCAGGAGGGUGUUGAUGUCGAAUUGGCUUUCAUCGAUAAUGUUGAGGAUACAAUUGGUGAUCCAUGCCAUGGGGGCAACGUUCAACGCAAAUUGGUUACAUACCGUGAAACUUUCGUCGAUCGACAGGUUUUGAACAGUUUAUCCGAUGAGUUCGCGAGACGAGACACGAAAACCAACAGUAAUUUGAUCAUUUUGGGAAGUUUGCUGACCAAAGCUGCCAAUCUUGGUGGCAUCUCUCGCACCGGUGAAGUGUUUGGUGUCAAAGCAGUCGCUUUGGAUAAUUUGAAACAUCUGAAGCACAAUGACUUCACCUCAAUCAGCAUGGCAUCGGAGAAAUGGUUGAAAUUCUUUGAGGUGAAGCAUUACAAUGUGGUCAGCUACUUGAUGGCAAUGAAAUCGAAUGGAUAUGCUAUUGUCGGUGCUGAGCAAACGGCAUUCGGUGGCGAAUUAAACAAAGUGCCGUUGCCAAAGAAGAUGGUGCUUGUUCUUGGUCACGAAAAAGACGGAAUUCCGGCAAAUAUUUUGAACUUGUUGGAUAUGGCCAUUGAAGUACCGCAAUUCGGUGUUGUGCGAUCGUUAAAUGUUCACGUUACUGCGUCAAUUUUUAUGUGGGAGUAUGCGAAGCAGCACCUUAUCGUCGAUCGUUAGUUUACAAUCAAAAUGCAAUCAAAAUAUAGAAAAGCAGCUCAUUUUAAAUUGCAUGUUUAGAGAAAAGUUCAAAAUCAAAAUUGAGCAAAAAUCAAAAAUACAAAUUGCUCUUCAAAACAGUAUUGGGAAUAUGCAAAGAUUUACGAAAUUUUCAAAUCCAUUGAGGGAAUUUCAAACGUUUUAAAAAGUUAAAAUGCACAUUUUUAAUUACGAAAUAGUAAAUUUUUUUUUAUUGCGAUAUAAUUUUUUUAAAUAUUAUUUGGAAUCAUCGGCGGUAUUGUGUGUGAUUGGUUAAUUCUUCUUUUUUUCUCGUUUCAAAUAAAAAUCCUCAUUUCUUAUUUAAAUCACAAAAAUAAA
Molecule: messenger RNA, 4465 nt
Organism: Sitodiplosis mosellana (orange wheat blossom midge)
Lineage: Eukaryota; Metazoa; Arthropoda; Insecta; Diptera; Cecidomyiidae
Exons: 10
Coding region: 257-4108 (1283 amino acids)
Biological process (GO): tRNA methylation
Molecular function (GO): tRNA (guanine) methyltransferase activity; RNA binding
Source: RefSeq, a predicted model, not a curated record